Molecule: messenger RNA, 231 nt
Organism: Symbiodinium pilosum
Lineage: Eukaryota; Dinophyceae; Suessiales; Symbiodiniaceae
Source: the annotation of a GenBank genome assembly
AUGCCAGGCCCUGGCAAGGGAGCUCGCGAAGAGCUGUGGACAUGGGACCUUUGCACUCACGCCACGGAGGCGGACAUCCCCCAUGUGGUCUACAUGCUGGAGGACACUUUGAAGUCCAAGAAUGCAAUCAGUUCUGGCACCUUCCAGUUCGAGAUUGGCGCACGCACGAAUGGCCGCCACAUCCUCUCCUUUGACUUCGUCGUGCAAGAUGAGGGUGGCGAGGCCAGCUGA